GUCAGCUGCGGGGGCCGCCGGCCCGCGGCGAUCUGUGGACGGCGGGGCCAGCUCGGCGCUUGGGUGCCCGGCAGCCGCCUCUGCGCCGUCCCGCGGGCCGGGCAUGGGCGCAGGCAUCGGCGGCGGCACGAUGAGCACCCUGGGCAGCCCUGUCCGCGCUUACGACUUCCUGCUCAAGUUCUUGCUUGUGGGCGACAGCGACGUGGGCAAAGGCGAGAUCCUGGCAAGCCUGCAGGAUGGCGCGGCCGAGUCCCCGUACGGCCACCCGGCGGGUAUCGACUACAAGACCACCACCAUCCUGCUGGACGGCCGGAGGGUGAAGCUGCAGCUCUGGGAUACAUCCGGGCAGGGAAGAUUUUGUACCAUAUUCCGCUCCUACUCUCGGGGCGCACAGGGUGUGAUCCUGGUCUAUGACAUCGCAAACCGCUGGUCCUUUGAUGGCAUCGACCGGUGGAUUAAGGAGAUAGACGAGCACGCCCCUGGCGUCCCUAAAAUCCUGGUGGGAAACCGCCUGCAUCUGGCCUUCAAGCGGCAGGUCCCCACAGAGCAGGCACAAGCCUACGCGGAGCGCCUGGGAGUCACCUUCUUCGAGGUCAGUCCUCUGUGCAACUUCAACAUCACCGAGUCCUUCACGGAGCUGGCCAGGACCGUGCUGCUGAGACACGGGAUGGACCGGCUCUGGAGGCCGAGCAAGGUGCUGAGCCUGCAGGACCUGUGCUGCCGCGCGGUGGUGUCCUGCACGCCCGUGCACCUGGUGGACAAGCUCCCGCUGCCCAUGGCCUUGAGGAGCCACCUCAAAUCCUUCUCCAUGGCCACCGGCCUGAACGCCAGGAUGAUGCACGGCCGCUCCUACUCCCUCACCACCAGCUCCACCCACAAGAGGAGCGGCCUCCGCAAGGUGAAGGCCACCCGCCCACCCCAGAGCCCGCCCAGGCGCUGCCCCAGGAACAGCUGCAAAGUCUCCUGAAGAAGGCGCCUGAGCACAGACGCCGGCCCCUCCGGGAGAGAUGCCAAGCCGUCCCACGCGGGGCGGACGCGGGACAGACGCGGGAGCCCAUUCCAGGCCC
Odobenus rosmarus divergens (Pacific walrus) is the source of this 1067-nucleotide messenger RNA. It is a transcript of the gene RAB40B, whose product is annotated as RAB40B, member RAS oncogene family. The record is from RefSeq and is a predicted model, not a curated record. The transcript has 6 exons. The coding region runs from base 104 to 967 and encodes 287 amino acids. Gene Ontology annotation, molecular function: GTP binding; GTPase activity. Gene Ontology annotation, biological process: protein localization to plasma membrane; intracellular signal transduction. Gene Ontology annotation, cellular component: plasma membrane; endosome; synaptic vesicle. NCBI's taxonomy places the organism in Eukaryota, Metazoa, Chordata, Mammalia, Carnivora, Odobenidae.